Molecule: messenger RNA, 7846 nt
Organism: Daphnia magna
Lineage: Eukaryota; Metazoa; Arthropoda; Branchiopoda; Diplostraca; Daphniidae
Gene: zip
Product: myosin heavy chain, non-muscle
Exons: 11
Coding region: 386-6436 (2016 amino acids)
Cellular component (GO): myosin complex
Molecular function (GO): actin filament binding; ATP binding; cytoskeletal motor activity
Source: RefSeq, a predicted model, not a curated record
GGUGCCAGGCCAGAGUGGCUAGCGAUUCCGUUUGGAGCAGUUCAAGAGUUUGACAACGGCGCACAGUACACACACCAUAGCAGAACUUGAGAGCUUGGGGUGUGGGUAUUCUCGUACUUGGGGAUACUCUGUACGCGUCAAAUAGGAAAAGAAAAAUCCGAGUGCCUUAUCCCCCCCCCACCAAAGUUGGAGAGUGAACCCCCUCCCCCUAAGAAUUUUGCAGUUUGACAGCUCUGUCCGAGUGUAAACGCGACAGAAUACCCGGCAUUCCAUUGUGGUGAGGAGGCUGCGCGUGUGGGACUGCUGACAGCCUUUCCUUUUGAAAUCCCUCUUUCUGUUAUUUCUUUAUUUCUUACCUCAUCCAUUCUUUCCAUACACACACAAAAUGGCGGACGCGGACUCCCGCCUGGAUCGCAAUGAUCCCGACUUUAAGUACCUGGUGGUGGACCGAAAUGCUUUCAAUGACCCUACAACCCAAGCGGAAUGGACCCAGAAAAGGCUGGUCUGGAUUCCCCACGACAACUUUGGUUUCGUCUCAGCUUCCAUCAAGGGAGAAAGAGGUGACGAGGUUGAAGUAGAGAUCAUGGAAACUGGCAAACGCUGCCACGUUCCAAAAGAUGACCUACAGAAGAUGAAUCCACCCAAGUUCGACAAGGUGGAAGACAUGGCCGAGCUGACAUGCCUCAAUGAAGCCUCAGUCCUUCACAACAUCAAGGAGCGAUAUUACUCAGGACUCAUUUACACAUACUCUGGCUUGUUUUGCGUGGUAGUUAACCCCUACAAGAGGCUGCCCAUCUACACGGAGAAGAUCAUUGAUUUGUACAAGGGCAAGAAGAGACACGAAGUGCCUCCGCACGUCUUUGCCAUCACCGAUUCGGCUUACAGGUCCAUGUUGCAAGAUCGUGAGGACCAGUCCAUCUUGUGCACGGGUGAAUCUGGAGCUGGAAAGACGGAGAACACGAAAAAAGUGAUCCAGUAUUUGGCAUACGUUGCCGCGUCCAAACCCAAAACCACAACCGUCGCUCACAAGGACAUCACGGGCGAACUGGAACAACAACUACUGCAAGCCAAUCCGAUCCUUGAGGCUUUCGGUAACGCCAAAACUGUCAAGAACGAUAAUUCAUCUCGUUUCGGCAAAUUUAUUCGGAUUAAUUUUGAUGCUUCCGGCUAUAUUGCGGGUGCCAAUAUCGAGACUUACCUCUUGGAGAAGUCCCGUUCUAUCCGCCAAGCCAAAGAUGAACGUGCCUUUCACAUUUUCUAUCAGCUCCUGGCCGGCGCCAAUGCCGAACAGCGAAAGGAAUUCAUUUUGGAGGACCCGAAAACGUACUGUUUCUUGUCCAGCGGAAACCUUCCGGUGGCAGGUAUCGAUGACGCGGCCGAGUUCCAGCAGACGUGCAAGUCGAUGUCAAUUAUGGGCCUGAGUCCCGAGGAUUUGUCGCCGCUUUUCCGCAUCGUUUCAGCCACUCUUCUCUUCGGCAACAUGAAAUUCAAGCAGGAACGCAAUUCCGAUCAGGCCACUUUACCUGACAACACUGUGGCUCAGAAAAUCGCCCACCUGUUGGGCAUGAACGUGACCGAGAUGACGAAAGCUUUCCUCAAGCCUCGCAUUAAAGUCGGUCGGGACUACGUCACGAAAGCCCAGACAAAAGAGCAAGUGGAGUUCGCUGUCGAAGCCAUUUCCAAAGCCUGUUACGAGCGCAUGUUCCGCUGGCUGGUGACGCGCAUCAACCGCUCGCUGGACCGAACCAAGCGCCAGGGCGCCUCGUUCAUCGGCAUCCUCGACAUGGCCGGUUUCGAGAUCUUUGAGCUCAAUUCAUUCGAGCAGCUCUGCAUUAAUUACACGAACGAGAAGCUGCAGCAGCUCUUUAACCACACGAUGUUCAUCCUGGAACAGGAGGAGUACCAACGCGAAGGCAUCGAAUGGAAGUUUAUCGAUUUCGGAUUGGACUUGCAGCCGACCAUCGACUUGAUUGAGAAACCCAUGGGCAUUAUGGCUCUGUUGGACGAAGAGUGUUGGUUCCCCAAGGCGACGGACAAGAGCUUCGUCGAGAAGCUGCUCAACUCGCACGUCAGCCACCCGAAAUUCAUGAAGACGGACUUCCGCGGCGUGGCCGAUUUCGCCGUCAUCCACUACGCCGGCAAAGUGGAUUACUCCGCCGAGAAGUGGCUCAUGAAGAACAUGGACCCUCUCAACGAGAACAUUGUCGAAUUGCUUCAACAGUCGCAGUAUCCGUUCAUCGUUCAAAUUUGGAAAGACGCCGAGAUCGUCGGCAUGGCCCAACAGGCCAUGACGGACACGACGUUCGGCUCGAGGACGCGCAAGGGCAUGUUCCGCACAGUCUCGCAGUUGUACAAGGAGCAGCUGACCAAGUUGAUGGCCACGUUGCGCAACACGAACCCCAAUUUCGUUCGUUGCAUCAUUCCCAAUCACGAGAAGAGAGCCGGCAAGAUCGAGGCCGUUCUCGUGCUGGACCAGUUGCGCUGCAACGGUGUCCUCGAGGGCAUCCGCAUUUGCCGCCAGGGGUUCCCCAAUCGCAUCCCGUUUCAAGAGUUCCGCCAGCGCUACGAGCUCCUCACGCCCAACGUCAUUCCUAAGGGCUUUAUGGACGGAAAGAAAGCCUGCGAGAAGAUGAUCCUUUCGCUCGAGCUCGACCCCAACUUGUACCGCAUCGGCCAGUCCAAGAUUUUCUUCCGCGCCGGAGUGCUGGCCCAUUUGGAAGAGGAACGCGAUUUCAAGAUCACGGAUUUGAUUGUCAAUUUCCAGGCGUACUGCCGCGGUAGUUUGGCUCGCCGCAAUUUCCAGAAGCGCGUCCAGCAGCUGAACGCCAUCCGCAUCAUCCAGCGCAAUUGCGCCGCCUACCUGAAGCUGCGCAACUGGCAGUGGUGGCGCCUCUACACGAAGGUGAAGCCCCUCCUGCAGGUGACGAAACAGGAAGAGAAGCUGACGCAGAAGGAGGACGAAUUGAGGCAGGUUCGAGACAAGCUGGACGGCCAGAUCAAGUCGGCCCAAGAGAUGGAGCGUCGCUACCAGCAGAUUAUCGAAGAGAAGAACAUUUUGGCCGAGCAGCUGCAGGCCGAGACGGAGCUGUGCGCCGAAGCGGAAGAGAUGCGCGCCCGCCUGGCCGCCCGCAAACAGGAGCUGGAGGAUAUCCUUCACGACAUGGAAGCCCGUAUCGAAGAGGAGGAGGAACGUUGCCACAAGCUGAUGGAGGAGAAGAAAAAGAUCCAGCUGACUGUGCAGGAUCUCGAGGAACAGCUGGAAGAAGAGGAGGCGGCCCGUCAGAAGUUGCAGGUGGACAAGAUCCACGUUGAAGCGCGUCAAAAGAAACUGGAAGAAGAUUUGGCCGUGGCCGAGGAUUUCCAGCAGAAGUUCAUGAAAGAGAAGAAAAUGUUUGAGGAGCGCACGGCCGACUUGUCGCAAGCGCUGGCCGAGGAGGAGGAGAAGGCCAAGCAUUUGGGCAAACUGAAAGCCAAACACGAGACGACCAUCGGCGACCUCGAGGAGCGACUCAUCAAGGAGCAACAAGCCCGCCAGGAAUUUGAACGAUCCAAGAGGAAGCUGGACACUGAGUUGACGGACAUUCGCGACCAGCUCAACGAGAAGAAGACGUACAUCGAAGAGAUUCAAAUUCAGCUGUCUCGUCGCGAAGAGGAGCUCACCCACGCCAUGAUGAAGGUGGACGAAGAGGCCGCCAACCGGGCAGUGGCCCAGAAAGCCCUGCGAGAGCUGGAGGCUCAGCUGGGCGAGUUGACUGAAGAUUUGGAGGCGGAAAAAGUGGCCCGCGCCAAAGCGGAGAAGCAAAAACGCGACCUCAACGAAGAGUUGGAGGCUCUCAAGAACGAGCUGCUCGAUUCUCUGGACACGACGGCCGCCCAGCAAGAAUUGCGCACCAAGCGCGAACAAGAAUUGGCCGCUUUGAAGAAGGCCCUCGAAGACGACACGGCCUCCCAUGAAUUGCAGACGCAGGAGAUGCGCCACAAGCACAGCGAGGAGACGGCCAAGAUCCACGAGCAAUUGGACUCUGUCAAAAAGAGCAAAAUGGCCCUGGAGAAAACCAAGGCCACCCUGGAAGCUGAAAACGCCGACAUGGCCAAUGAAAUCAAGACGCUGACGGCCAGCAAAACGGACGGCGAACGCCGCCGCAAGCAGCUCGAGUCGCAGUUCUCUGAAUUGCAGGCCCGUCUGGCCGAAGCGGAACGCGGACGCGGCGAAGGGUCGGAGCGGCUCGUUCGUCUCCAGAAUGAAAUCGAGACCAUUACAGUCCAGUUGGUGGACGCCGAAUCCAAGCUGGCGGUGGCCGUUAAGUCGCAAACGACGAUCGAGCAGCAGCUGAUCGAAGUUCAGGCUCUUUUGGAAGAGGAGACGCGCCAGAAAUUGGCGCUCAGUUCUCGACUGCGCCAGGCCGAUUCCGAGCGCGAUUCGCUGCAGAAUCAGCUGGAAGAUGAGGAGGAAGCCAAACGCCAGUUGGAGAAGCAAAUUUCUAGCCUCAACAUUCAGCUGAUCGAGGUGAAAAAGAAGGCCGAAGAGGAAGGCGAAGCCGCCAUCCAACUGGACGAGCUCAAAAAGAAAUCCAUCAAGGAUAUCGACGCCCUGCAGCGACACAUUGAAGAGUUGCAGGCCAACCUGGACAAAAUGGACAAGUCUCGCAAGAAGCUCGGAGCGGAAUUGGAAGACACGACCGUCGAACUGGAAUCGCAACGCACCAAGGUGCUCGAUUUGGAGAAGAAACAGCGCAACUUUGACAAGGUGCUCAUGGAAGAGAAAACCAUUUCGGAACGUUACGCCAUUGAGCGUGACAAUGCCGAACGUGAAGCUCGUGAAAAAGAGACCAAGGUCCUUUCGCUGAAUCGCGAACUCGAAGAAGCUCUGGCCAAGAUUGACGAGCUCGAAAGGAUCCGCCGCCAGUUGCAAGGUGAGCUGGACGACCUUGCCAACACGCAGGGGACGGCUGACAAGAACGUGCACGAACUGGAACGAGCCAAACGCGCCCUCGAGUCUCAAUUGGCCGAACAAAAGACUCAGAUCGAAGAGCUCGAAGACGAACUGCAGUUGACUGAAGAUGCCAAACUGCGUCUGGAGGUGAACAUGCAAGCGCUGAAGGCGCAAUUCGAGCGGGAUCUUCAAGCGCGCGAAGAGCAGAGCGAGGAGAAGCGACGCACUCUGGUCAAGCAAUUGCGCGACCUGGAAGCCGAGCUGGAAGAUGAGCGCAAGCAGCGAGCCGUGGCCGUGGCGGCGCGCAAGAAGAUGGAGGGCGACAUGCGUGACCUGGAGGCCCAUCUGGAGAUGGCCAACAAGCUCAAGGAAGACGCACUCAAGCAGCUCAAGAAGCUCCAAGUCCAGGUGAAGGAGUUCCAGCGCGACGCCGAAGAGGCUCGUGCCGGGCGCGACGAGUUGGUCGCCCAGCUCAAGGAUGGCGAAAAGAAGAUCAAGUCGCUCGAAGCUGAGCUGAUGCAAAUGCACGAGGAGCUCGCGGCGGCCGAACGGGCCCGCCGCACGGCCGAGGGCGAUCGCGACGAGCUGCAGGAAGAAUUGGCCACCAUCAACAGCCGCGGAACGCUGAUGGCCGACGAGAAGCGCCGCCUGGAGGCCCGCAUCCAGUCUCUGGAGGAAGAGCUGGAAGAGGAGCAAUCCAACGGCGAAGUGCUGCUGGAUCGCAACCGCAAAGCUCAGCUGAGCUUUGAACAGUUGACGACCGAGCUGACGUCGGAGCGUUCCGUCUCGCACAAGAUCGAGAAUCAGCGAGCCUUGCUCGAGAAGCAGAACAAGGAGCUCAAGGCCAAGUUGACCGAAUUGGAGACAUCGACGAGGACCCGCACCAAGGCCACCAUUACGGCCCUCGAGGCCAAAGUGGCUAACCUGGAAGAGCAACUGGAGACUGAAGCCAAGGAAAGAAUGCUGCAAUCCAAGAACAACCGCAAGUUGGAGAAACGCUUGAAAGAGUUGCUGCUCCAGUUGGAGGACGAACGCCGACACGCUGAUCAGUACAAGGAGCAAGUCGAAAAAUCCACCAGUCGCGUCAAGGCCCUUAAACGUCAGCUGGACGAAGCCGAGGAAGAGGUGAGCCGCGAGAAGGCGCAACGUCGCAAAGCGCAACGCGAUUUCGAGGACGCCCUCGAAUCGCAGGAGAGCAUCUCUCGCGAGUUGACGACGCUCAAGAGCAAGAUGCGUCGCGGUCCGUCUGUCGCCUCCUCUUCCAGCGUCCUGGUCACCACCAUUCGCACCACCAAACGUGGCUCUGUUUCUCAGGUAAGAACAUCGUUUUUGUUUUUUUGUUUUUUUUUUGUUUAUUCUUCCCGGCAAAUUCAAAUGAUUGAUGACAUUUUCGAUUGCGGUGGCCUCUUUUUACAGGAAGGGAUCACCACUAACGAGUCGUAUAUGAUUGGCGAUGCGGAAUCCACGUUGGAAACUGACGGAGAAGAUGGCACCAAGCAAUAAAAAGAAAAAAAAAAAAACAUUUUUUUUAUUUUAUGAUUUUUUUUUUUUUAUGUUCUGCCUAUUCUUCCUCUUCCGCCUGCUUCCGUCAUAUUCGAGCGGGAAGUUCUUAAAAAGAGAAAAAGAAAAAAAUCCGGAAUCCGGCCAUCCCUUUAUGAUAUAAUCCCCCCCGCUUAUAUACGAUUCCUCCCCCCUCCCCACUCCAUCUUGAAUUAUAUUCCAAAAACAAAACAAAAACGAUAAAGUAAAAAAAAAAUAAUAAUAAUAAUAAUAAUGAAAAAAAAAAAAAGAUUGAACUAAUUCUAAAAUGUUAACGGGUGGUUUAUUUUUCUUGUGCAUCCUCCAUUUAGACGAAACAAUUAAUUUUUUUUUUUGGGGGAGGGUUGAAUUAUUAUUUUUAUUUUUUUCUAAAUCUUCCUUGGAAUUAACACACGAACAGAGAAUUAUGUAUAACGAAGCAGAGGUCGAUCAUAGAGUAACGAAACAACGCACGGUGUGGCCUUACAUUAAACAUUUUUUUUUUUUUCCCAAAUUUUUUUUUUUUGCUGGUCUUUCCGAAAGCGAAAACAAAAAAAAAUGGGGGAAAAAAAAGAAAGAAGUAAUAAAAACACUUAUUUGUUGUUUCUUUUCUCGCUAAUGAUUUUACGACAGCGAAAAACAAAAACAUACAAUUUAAAAUAAAAAACGAUAAUAAAAUAUUGAGAGUGCGAAAAUGUCGAAAAAACAAAUCCAGUUGACUUAUUAGAUAAUAAGAUCAGAGUGUGUUUCCAGCUGCCAAAAUGUAUUUUCAAAUUUUUUUUUUUUUUACCGCCCCUUCAUCUUCGUGUCUUUCCCCCAUUUGCAUACGAGAUGCGAUGAUUGUUUAUUCCAUUUUUUUUUUUAUAAUUCUUUUUGUUUGUUUACACUUUUGUGCUAAUUAAUGAAAAGCCUCCAUUUUACUUUAAUUUUUUUUUUCUAUUAUUAUUUUUAAUUCUUGGCCUCAAUAACGAACAAGCUGACGCGGCAAUGAAUGAUAAUUACGAUAGGGGGGAAUUUCGAUGAAAAUUGAUCUCCCCCCCCCCGGUCCACCAUUUACGCGUGGAUUUUUAAUUGUCCUUAAAUUUAUUUUUAUCUUUUAUGCGCUCUCAAAUCUGGCUUGGUCCUCUUCUUUAUUUUAUUUUUUUUUUAAACGCCCGCAAUCGGAUUUUUGAUUUCUUCGGUUAUUUUGCUUUAUUUAGUUUUGUUUAUUCAGAUAGUUAAUAAGCAAGAGAGAUAUUUAGCACAAAAAAGUGAAAAAAAAAAAAAUGAAGUUUUAAUUUUCGUGAUCAAUUUCAUUCCUUUCUCUCUGCCCCCUUUUUUUGCUCCUCUCGUCUCUGUCUCCAGAAAAUAAAAUAAAAAAAAACAAACAAAGAAAAUGAGAAAAACAAAGAGAAA